AGAAAAUAACGUAACCAGAGAUAAUAUGGUGAUUCAAAAGUAAAGCUAGAUUGCGGCCUUGUUAUAGUUUUCUGAGAGCUGAGAGUCAAUAUAUUUUGUUGAGAAAAAAUGGACCUAUCUAAAUCAGCGAAUUUGUUUUUGGAAGUCGUUCAGGGCAGCCUUAAAGCUUGCAUAAAUUUGGGAGAAAAGUGCCAAAUUGAGUCAGACUGCUGCGAACUUUUGGACUGCAUUCCUAAAUAUGACAAUGAAUACAACUAUUGCGCCUGUGUUUACAGCUAUGUGCCAGGUUUUGACUCAAACAACAUGCCUGUUUGCGUUUACAGUAUGCCCUAUGCUUGGAGGAUUGUUCUGGGGGCUGUGGGCACUCUAAUAGCAUUGACUGUUAUAGGCUUUCUAUUGAAAUUCAGAGCGGACAGGAAAGCGGCACGAGAAUCUGCGGCUACUGCUGCCGUAGCGCAAGAAACGACCCCGGGAGUUUUCGAGAGUGCGGAAUUCAACAUUGCCGAUUUUGUUGUUCCUGCACCUGCACCCUCGGCACCGAGCAAUUUGCAAGAGUUUGAUCAACCACCCUCUUACGGUUUUGUCAUGGGUGAUGAGAAUAAUGAUUUGUCUGCUAAAAAUGACGAUUAAGAACUUUCUAUAUUUUAUCAAUUCAAUAAAUUUUUAAUUUUGACUGGAAAAUUUUGUGAUACAAAAAUGUUUGAAUAUAUUUAUUGAGUGAUUUUAAUAUUUUGUGAAGAUUUCAAUAUUGAAUAUUUUAUUGUAAAUUUUAAAAUUAUAAUUAUUUGUUUCGUUAUGUACGGUCUUACGGGUCGUGUGACUCGCUUGUGUUUUAACAUGAAAUAAUGUGUCUAAAAUCGGGCAAUUUUUUUUAACUUGUUUGAUUUUUCAUUCUAUUUGUAUAGCAUAAAAUAAAUAUUAUUAUAA
Neocloeon triangulifer is the source of this 927-nucleotide messenger RNA. RefSeq lists its product as uncharacterized. The transcript has 4 exons. Bases 109 to 630 code for a protein of 173 amino acids. The record is from RefSeq and is a predicted model, not a curated record. NCBI's taxonomy places the organism in Eukaryota, Metazoa, Arthropoda, Insecta, Ephemeroptera, Baetidae.